This is a messenger RNA of Abrus precatorius (Indian licorice), 2445 nucleotides long. RefSeq lists its product as uncharacterized. Gene Ontology annotation, molecular function: protein binding. The coding region runs from base 195 to 2174 and encodes 659 amino acids. The record is from RefSeq and is a predicted model, not a curated record. Lineage: Eukaryota; Viridiplantae; Streptophyta; Magnoliopsida; Fabales; Fabaceae. The transcript has 7 exons.
AAGAAACAAACAAGUCUCCUUACAUCUGCACCAAGUCCAUUUUUCAACUCCAAUUCCGUGUGCCCACUCACCACAUUAGACCGACCACACCCCAAUCCCAAUCCCAAUUCCUCGUUAGGGUUCCUUUCUCUCUCGCAACUCUCUCAAUUCAUGCUUUCCAGUACUUGAUUCUCUCGAUUCCAUUCCAUUCUUCUAUGGAAUCGCAGCUUCAGCAGCAGCCCCCAGCGGUCACGCCAGCCGCGGAGGUUGUCAGCGCCGCUGUUGGGGAUUUCGAGAAGUCGCAGCUCGUUGGAGUUUCUGUCACAGAGGCCUCCGAUGUUGAGAUGGCUGAGGUAAACGAUGGUGGUAUGGUCGCCGUUUUGAAAAGGAAGCGUGGUCGUCCAGCCAAGGGAAAGACCGUUCCGAAAACGACUCCUCCGUUGAAGCCGAAGAAGGAUGAGGAAGAUGUUUGCUUCAUAUGCUUCGAUGGUGGAAGCCUUGUUCUCUGCGAUCGCCGGGGUUGCCCUAAAGCCUAUCAUCCCUCGUGUAUUAAGCGAGACGAAGCAUUUUUCCGUUCAAAGGCCAAGUGGAAUUGCGGUUGGCAUAUAUGUAGCAAUUGUGGAAAGACAUCGCAUUAUAUGUGCUACACUUGUACAUAUUCUUUGUGCAAGGGAUGUACAAAAGAUGCUGAUUUUGUCUGCGUAAGAGGAAAUAAAGGUUUGUGUGGAAUGUGCAAGAGGACUAUAAUGCUGAUAGAGAACAUUGCCCAGGGCAAUAAGCCAAUGUGUGAAGUCGAUUUUGAUGACAAGAGCAGCUGGGAAUAUCUCUUCAAGGUGUAUUGGAUGUAUUUGAAAGAGAAGCUAUCUUUGACACUUGAUGAAAUCCUUCAAGCUAAAAAUCCAUACAAAGGAGUUGUGAGAUUAGAAGCAUCUGGUGUUGUGGCAGAUAUUUCAUCAUUACUUCUCUCUACAGGGAUGGAGCUUCCAAUUAGCGAUAUGGUGAAUGAUAAACCAUGGCAUUAUCAGGAUCCAACUGGGAAGAUUCAAGGACCUUUCUCUAUACUGCAGCUGCAUCAGUGGAAUGCAAGCGGAUACUUUCCUACAAAUCUAAGAAUAUGGAAGAUAGAUGAGAAACAAGAUAACUCUAUGUUCUUAACAGAUGUUCUGAGUGGGAAGUAUUCCAAACAUGUGUCGGCAUCAUACAACAGCCAACAACUGUUUUUGGGGGCCAAUGGUAAAAUGGAUAAUAAAGAAAAUAGUCAGGAUGGUGAGAGCAAUAUGACAAGGAUUGAAAAUUUUGCACAGAGUCAAAUUAUUGAGCAGAGUGUGGAGCAAAAGGUAGAUGAUACUCAUGCACAAUCAAAUGGUAUAGAUGAAUCUGUUAGGAGCAAUGGAUGGCACUCUCAGUCUCCUUGUUGGACUGUACAAGCAGAUGGGAAUAACAAUGAGGGGCAAAGUGGAAAUUUUGAAAGGAGGGAAGAGUCAUCAAAAUGUGAAAUUUCUUGUCAUGACCACCCCCAUGUAAACCCUUCUCUACCAUCAACUACCUUUUUUGAGAAACUGAUCGAGAAUCCUUCUGAUAAAUUAAGGGAAGAUCAUGGGAUCGAGAGAAAAUCUGAAGAUAAUGGAAAUUUCGAUUUGAACAGGAUUUCUGAUGGUCAAAGUAAUAGUGGGCAAAGUUGUCAGAAACAAUCAGACAGUGAGGAUAAUUCUGGGCAGUCUUCCGGUCAAAACUGGAGAUGCCCUAGUCCUAAUGUAACUAAUCCAGUGUGUAAUACAUCUACAUGGCUGGCAAUCUUUGGCGAACCAACUGAUUUUGAUGAGUCAGUUUCAGAUCUGUUGGCAGAAGUGGAGGCAAUGGGGAUGGAGUCAUUUGGUGGCUUGGAAUCUCCCACUUCAAUCAUGAAAUGUGGUGAGGAGUUGACUGAUGGUUCUAUAACUGAUUGUCUUAGUUUUGCAGAUGGGCUUAGCCCAAUGCUUGAUGCAGGUAAAGGUGAUGCACUGAGCUCCACAGGUGAUUUACACUUACAAUCUCAAUCCACAACAGCAGAGCAACCGUUUCAGCAAGCAGAUGUGCAUCAUCAUCAUCAAAGAAUAUCUGGGGAGCAUUCAUCAAAGAGCUCUGAAGUUGAGUCUACUUUCUCCAGGAUUAGUUGGAAUCCAACCAUUCAAUUUUCCUGGGAUCCCAAUUGUUGACAUGACAAAUUAGGUUGAAGGCCAUUUUUCUUAUCAUCUUUAGGCUAAACAAAUCUUAGACAAACUUGAAAAUUGGAUACAUAAUAUCGUGUUUAUAACAGCAUUCUUUGCAAACAGUAACCUCUCGCCUUCAUUAUUUGUUUGUUGAUGAAGAAAGAAAGAUCGGUAGGGUUCUUGGUAGUCUUGUCCAUUCCGCUAUGUAAUUUCAUUGAAUAUUAAAUGUGAAGAACUUUAUAGGUUUCAUUGUCAAAUGGAUCUGCAUUCCGUGUUC